AAUGACUGUGUGUUUGAUUUGAUGUAAAUGUUUAGUUAAGCUGUAAAUCACGUGAAUUAUUGAUUGAAUUGAAUGCGCGAACCAUUGAUAGACUAAUUGAUAAACUAAUUGAUUGAUUGAUAGACACAUUGCUAUCAUUUGAUGGAUUAUAAGACACAAGAAUAUUGUCAACAUAUGAAUGACUACUAAUUGAUACAAUGAUGACCACAAACAAUGAUCAAGACAUUGAUCCACAACUUAAUUACUCACCAAAACUGUUUAUCAGAUGUCACUGCAGAAAGAAUGAUCCAUUUGAUAACUCAACAAAUAUAUGGAGCGCAACAUUCAUUGCAAAGAUAACUGAGUUUGAAGACAACAGAUUUGUGGCCACUUGUGGUGCAAAUAUGGUCUGUAUUAUUGAUUGCAAGAAAUCUAUUGAAAACAACGAAAAGUCAGUCAUUGCCCGAUAUAUUGAUGACAAUGUCAAUGAAGAUUUCGUUUCACUCGCGUGUACUUCAGUUAGCGUUAAAAAUAAGGAAGAAGUGAUGGUUUUGGCGGUCGGAGGGAAAAAACACAUCCUUUUGGUCACAAAUUUUCAUGGAUUUCAUUGCUAUGAAAAGUUUGACUCACAUUCAGAUCAAAUCAAUUCAUUGAACUUCAUUUCAUCUGAUAUACUGUUCAGUGCCUCUUACGAUAAGACUAUAAAAAUGUGGCGAAUUUCUAGUCCAGAAAACACCAAAAGAUCACAUUUGUUGACAACAAUUGAUAUCAACGACAAUCUGUUGAGUUUGUGUUACUCUCAUAAAUACCAACUAUUGUUGGCUUCGGGUUUCAAAGGACUAUACUUUUGGUCGAAUUCAACUGAUUUGUCUUUGCUUAAGAACUGUCAACCAAAGUCAAUGGUAACACAACUGAAGACAAAAUAUUUGAUCGAUGGAUUGACAUCUAUUCCUAUAUAUGAUGACAUUAUUGCCAUAAGAAUCUAUUUGUCAAAAAUGAUUACCAUUAUUGACCUCAAAAGAGUUACUCAAGAGAUUAAUAAAAAUGAUAAAUCCGGUAAAGAUAUGAAAACUAUAACUUUAUCUAAAAUAACAAAAGCAAAGCUUAAAUCAUUUGAUGGAUAUUAUCCUUAUAUAUACCUAUCGGCACAAAAAGAUCUAUUAGUGAGCGGAGGACCUAAUGGUCAGAUUUGGAUAUAUAAGACUAACCGAUUGAAAGAGUAUUGUGAGGCCAAUGAAUUGAUAAGAGCUGAUCGUGUUAUUGAAUGGCCAGCAAUUGAAAACAUUAUAAAAGAUAAUAAAUGCAUUAUUGACGACAAAAAGCCCGUUAUUAUUAACACUUGUGUUAUAAGUGGUGAUCUUCAUUACCUCAUUGGUUGCACACAAAUGAAUUUAGUCUGUAUUUGGCACAAGACUUAGUUUCUAAUAAAUGAUUGAUAUUUGAAUUUUACUAUUUAUUGAUAUGUAUUGUAGAGAUAAUAAUGUUAUAAUAUUUUGAUAUUUGUUAU
This is a messenger RNA of Oppia nitens, 1486 nucleotides long. Its product is annotated as leucine-rich repeat and WD repeat-containing protein 1-like. The coding region runs from base 198 to 1397 and encodes 399 amino acids. Gene Ontology annotation, cellular component: nuclear origin of replication recognition complex. Lineage: Eukaryota; Metazoa; Arthropoda; Arachnida; Sarcoptiformes; Oppiidae. The transcript has 3 exons. The record is from RefSeq and is a predicted model, not a curated record. Gene Ontology annotation, molecular function: chromatin binding; protein binding. Gene Ontology annotation, biological process: establishment of protein localization to chromatin; chromatin organization.